AAAGAAAAUCAAUACUACAUCAAAGUCAACAAAGGGGGAAGAGGGUUAAGCGUGUUGGCAGCCAUUCUUGCCUGCACUCCAGCGAAUCCCUGACCCCCCCUUUUUCCUCAAGAAAUCAGAAGCCCAAGUUUCCAUUUCAUUGUCUGUGUAUCGACUUCUUGAUUUCGGGAGCUGUAGAUCGGCUGUGGAUUGUCACUAUUGAUUUGAAAGGUGCAUGUUAGUUUGAGAAAUGGAUAGUUUGUGCUGUUUUAAACAGCACUCAGGAGGGAGUUCAACAGGUGGCUCCGGCAAGGGAAGUGGCAGCCGAAGCCAUGUCAAGUUCGGAUUCAGUUUGGAAAAGGGUAAAGCAAAUCAUCCCAUGGAAGAUUUCCAUGUUGCUAAAUUUGAACAGUCCCAAGGUCAUGAACUCGGACUGUUUGGUAUCUUUGACGGACAUAUGGGAGAUAGCGUGCCCGCUUACUUACAAAAGCAUUUAUUUUCAAAUAUAAUAAAGGAGGAGGACUUUUGGAGGGAUCCUCUGAGGUCUAUUGCUAAAGCUUAUGAGAGAACAGAUGAAGCCAUUCUGUCUCACAACCCUGACCUUGGUAGGGGUGGGUCCACUGCCGUAACUGCAAUUUUGAUCGAUGGUAGACACUUGUGGGUGGCUAAUGUUGGUGAUUCACGAGGCGUGCUUUCCAGGAGGGGCCAGGCUAUACAAAUGACCAUUGAUCACGAGCCCAACACCGAGCGAGGAAGCAUUGAAAACAGAGGCGGAUUUGUAUCGAAUAUGCCAGGAGACGUUGCCCGAGUAGAUGGUCAGCUGGCCGUAUCUCGUGCUUUUGGAGACAAGAACUUGAAGACACACUUGCGAUCCGACCCUGACGUCACGAAUGCUGAGAUAGACGCUGAAACUGAUUUUCUCAUUCUUGCUAGUGACGGUAUAUGGAAGGUGAUCUCUAAUCAAGAGGCAGUCGACAUCGUGAAGAAGAUCAAAGACCCCCAGAAGGCAGCGAAGCAGCUAGUGAACGAGGCACUGCACAGAGAGAGCAAAGACGACAUCUCCUGCAUCGUUGUACGCUUCUAGCCUCGUGGUUUUUGUACAUUGUGCGAUACCAUCCAUAAUCCAACAGAAAGAUUCAUAUUCAGACGAUUCUGCUGCCUUAUUUGUCGCGCCCCUACCGUGUGAUAUCAACGUAUUUGCUUGAUUUCUUCCUUUUGUGUAGAUUUGUUCCAUUUUUUCGAUUCUGUCGCGUAAUUUGCAAGAGAGACUACAGUAUAUUGGUGUAAUAAUUGAAGUAGGUUUAUACAGAUGCUGCCAUAUCUGCUGUGGUUUGAUCUCUAUUGAUGAAGAUGAAGACAUUUGUUUUAAGGUUUCAAAUUGAUUGUAUUUUUUGUUUGUCAGUUGUAAACUAGUGACUGAAUUUGAUGAUAUUAAGAUUUUUCAAUUCUUUAUUAUGAGUA
Molecule: messenger RNA, 1440 nt
Organism: Salvia splendens (bonfire salvia)
Lineage: Eukaryota; Viridiplantae; Streptophyta; Magnoliopsida; Lamiales; Lamiaceae
Product: probable protein phosphatase 2C 9
Exons: 6
Coding region: 230-1063 (277 amino acids)
Biological process (GO): protein dephosphorylation
Molecular function (GO): protein serine/threonine phosphatase activity
Source: RefSeq, a predicted model, not a curated record